Molecule: messenger RNA, 2943 nt
Organism: Elgaria multicarinata webbii
Lineage: Eukaryota; Metazoa; Chordata; Lepidosauria; Squamata; Anguidae
Gene: DR1
Product: down-regulator of transcription 1
Exons: 3
Coding region: 506-1036 (176 amino acids)
Biological process (GO): RNA polymerase II preinitiation complex assembly; negative regulation of transcription by RNA polymerase II
Cellular component (GO): negative cofactor 2 complex
Molecular function (GO): protein heterodimerization activity; RNA polymerase II general transcription initiation factor activity; TBP-class protein binding
Source: RefSeq, a predicted model, not a curated record
GCGCUGCCUGGGCUGGCUUGCCCGUCGCGAGCCCUUUCCUUGUUCCCGGCAGCCCGUCGCGCGUUGUGUGAGGGGGGACGAACGAAAGGGAGGAAAAAGAAAAGCCGCUGCCGGCUCUGCGCAGCUGAGCUCGCGCUUCUUCGGCCGGUUCUCCUCCCAGUUCCCAUUCCUGGAGGCGGCAGUGCUGACGAGAUAUCGCCGGUAGUCCCCAGCAGCAGCAGCGCCUGAAGGGAUGUGGCGGAGGCGGCGCCGGUGGCUGCUGUUGUAACGCCGGCAGCUGUGGAGGAAGCCGGGGGCGCUUCCCACGGAGGCUCCCCUCGGUCCGCCUCUUGCCCCGCCGUGCGAGGGGAGGGCGAGCCGUCCGGAUCCCGGCGGCCCUUGACCCAGCCCAGCGUCCUGCGGCGCUUCUCUGGUCUCGUUCCGCCCCUCUUACAGUUUCCUCGAGCCGGGGUUUGGGGCGACGGGCUCUGCCCCUUCGUGAGGCCUGCGCCCGAGUCGGCCCAGCAUGGCUUCGUCGUCCGGCAACGACGACGAUCUGACCAUCCCCCGGGCAGCGAUCAAUAAGAUGAUCAAGGAGACGCUGCCGAACGUACGGGUGGCCAACGACGCCCGGGAGCUGGUGGUGAACUGCUGCACCGAGUUCAUCCACCUCAUCUCCUCCGAGGCCAACGAGAUCUGUAACAAAUCCGAGAAGAAAACCAUCUCUCCGGAGCACGUCAUCCAAGCGCUAGAAAGUUUAGGGUUUGGCUCCUAUAUCAGUGAGGUGAAAGAAGUCUUACAAGAAUGCAAAACAGUAGCACUAAAAAGGAGAAAGGCUAAUUCUCGUUUGGAAAAUCUUGGCAUUCCUGAAGAAGAGCUCCUAAGGCAGCAACAAGAGUUAUUUGCAAAAGCCAGACAGCAACAGGCAGAGCUAGCCCAGCAGGAAUGGCUACAAAUGCAACAAGCAGCCCAACAAGCACAGCUUGCGGCUGCCUCAGCCAGUGCAUCCAACCAGGCAGGAUCUUCUCAAGAUGAAGAUGAUGAAGAUGACAUCUGAAAUCUUCCAGGCUGUUUUGAUCCCCACAAAGAAAUAGUCCUGCACAACCAAACCAGUGAAAUGAAUGCUUGCCUGUAACUUUGUCUGCAUCUUGGACCGGCUGUUGGUAUUUUAGGGAUGUCUGCUGUUGUGUGCUGUACUUGUAAAAACUGUCUCUUUGAACUCUUGAAGACUUAAGGUUCAGUAUCAUAUCAACUUUGGAUUUUUAAUGGUGUUUAUGGAAAUUUUAGAUAGCCGUGCGUUACUUAUUUGAUCAACAAACAGUGUUACAAUAAAGUUUAUAAAAUAUAGCAGAAUUUAUACAGAAGCUCUAAAUUCACAUUUGCAUUUCUCUUUCCUUUUAACCAUAGAAUCUUAUUUAAAAAAUAUUUUAAUUUGUUUUUUUGGAAGGGAGCAGGCAUUUGGUCUGCUUUGGGUAGAAAAAGCAAAGGGUUCAGGGUAAUUUGGUCUGAAUUCUUUGUCUUUUUAAAAUGAGGAGGGAGAGAUAUGGCAAUAAAUACUAUGUGUGCAAAUACCACCCAUCUGAGAAAUGAUACAUUUUUGCCAAACUAGGAAAAUGUAUGUUUAAUAGGAGUUGUACAGAUUUUUUUUUUUUGUAUGGUGGGUUAAAAACAAAACCCACGACUUCAUUAUGCUAUUGAUUCAGUGUCCUGAGCAAAAUGAAUAUUUCAUUUCAGAUAUUGACCACUUUGGAAAAUUAAAGCUAUUCUUGUUUGAGAGUCGUUUAAUUUUAACUAGGUGGGAUUACAUGCAUAGUCUAAGCAUGUUCAUAGUCAUAAGUGUUCAAAUGGAAAGGUGGGGCUUGGUGGACAGAGUUGUUUUAAUUCUGUUUUGAUUGGGAAUGCUUAAACAGUCAGAUGUAGGAAAGCAGAUAUUGGAAGUAAUGAGCACGCUCACAGUGAGAGGAUUUUUUUUUAUUUAACUCUGAUUAUUUGUUGUCAGCACAAUGUUAACAGUUCUCAAACUAGUGUACCAAUAGAUAAAGCUUUAUCUGGUGAAACUGACUGCUUCUAUAUUCAAGUAGGAUACUAGUUAUACAUGAUUCAAUUCCAAAUUUAGUUUGGUGACCUGAGCCCUAUACUGACCAACAGGACCUGAAUAAGGAAACAUUAUUUUGAGGUUGUGAUGGAAAUGGAUUUUUUUUUCCAUAGCAGUGCUUAGAUAGCUAUUUGUUUUGAAAUAAAGAACAUUUUAGAAUUUGAAAAUAUACUUGAAGAUUUAUCAGCAUAUUUUUCUGGUACUUUUUGUUGGGGGAGGGGAGAUAGAAUCUCGUAUCUUGCAUAUGAAUGCAUAAAGCAGCAUUAUCAGACUGCAGAGAUGUUAAACUGUCUAGCAUCGCCUUGAUGGCUAUUAAAGAUUAUGUAAGAACUGAGACUGAAUGGUGAAAGUUUUGUCUGUGGAGCAGAGAACCAAACUGGGAGUUAAUUUAAGAUCUGGAACGGCAGUUUAAGGGGAUUCAUCGGAAAUAACUUGCACCCGUAUUUAUACGCUCGUGUCUGAGAUAUACAUUAGUCUGAAUGUUAAGCUGAAACACAUUUGUGCGUUCAGCGGGAAAAAGUAUUGGGACAAGAUCUGAUUAAAGAUCUAGUCUUCAUGAAGGUUGAAGUACCAAAGGUAGAAACACUAGGCUAGUGAAACCAUGUUAAUGUGCAGUGUUGGCUUUUCUAAUUUGUACUGUAACACCCUUACCCUUCCUGUUUUAAAUUAGUUAAUUUUUUUUCUUUUUAAGCAAGGAAGAAAGAUAAACUUUCACACUUUUUUUCCUGAUGCAGAGUUCAGGUUAAUAUUUUACUGCAUCUGGUAUGUAUCAUAAUAUGUUUAAAUUCCUGUGACCUUUGGACAUAUUUGUGCUUUUUCAUAUGCUGUAUUCCUCAAGCAAUAAAAUUCAAAUGUGUUUUUAUAUUUAA